GCAUGAAAAGCGGCACAUCUGAGAAGCUCUGCACAGCUGCACCAUUGAACACACCUGACAGUGUGUUUUCAGAGACGCACACACUCACACACAUGCACACAUAAACACAAACAGACACACAGACACACACCACCUCUGAAACCAGGACACACGUCGCCGCUAUCAGCAUGGAGAAGUUUGCCGGAUCCUGGAAGUGUGUGGAGAGUGAAAACUUCGAUGAGUUCCUCAAAGCAGUCGGUGUUGGGUUCGCGAUCCGACAGGUGGUGAGCAGGCUAAAGCCCACGCUGACCAUCACUCUUGGAGGAGAUGGAACCGUGAACAUCAAGCUUCCACAGAGCGACAUGACGUUCAAGCUAGGAGAGGAGUUCGAACACACAUCAGCUGACAAGAGGACGACUAAGAAUGUGAUCACCCUGAAUAAUGGCAAACUGCACCAUAGUCAGAAGUGGGAGGACAAAGAGAUCAUCGUUGAAAGAGAGGUGACAGGAGACAGACUAGUAACGACGAUGAAGACUUGGACAGGUGUGGAAGCAGUGAGAACAUUUGUGAAGGAGUCCUGAGGAAGUGUGAGGAAGAGAGAAGACCUCCAUGGAUCCCUGGCAAUGCACUGUGAUACGUAUAAAGAUGUGUGUUUGUUUUGUUAUCAGGGUAUAAAUCCUGCCUAACCAAUUUGAGUUGUUUUUUUCUGAUUUUCUGAGUCUUGGAGCGCUUUAUCAGUACAAGCUAUUGUUUGGUCCUUUACAAACACACACAGUAUGUGGACAUCAGAGUAGACCUCUGUGCAUCAGACUAUAUGCAGUCACUACACUGUGACAUGCAUUCAUGUGAUUGUUUGUUGUGUGCUGUGAGCAUAUACUAUAUCAGCCACUAAAACUGAAGAAUAAAAUACAUGC
Engraulis encrasicolus (European anchovy) is the source of this 893-nucleotide messenger RNA. Its product is annotated as fatty acid-binding protein, heart-like. Gene Ontology annotation, molecular function: fatty acid binding. Gene Ontology annotation, cellular component: cytosol; nucleus. The coding region runs from base 168 to 560 and encodes 130 amino acids. The record is from RefSeq and is a predicted model, not a curated record. The transcript is spliced from 4 exons. Gene Ontology annotation, biological process: fatty acid transport. NCBI's taxonomy places the organism in Eukaryota, Metazoa, Chordata, Actinopteri, Clupeiformes, Engraulidae.